Messenger RNA from Papilio machaon (common yellow swallowtail), 610 nucleotides. RefSeq lists its product as uncharacterized. Gene Ontology annotation, molecular function: odorant binding. The record is from RefSeq and is a predicted model, not a curated record. The transcript is spliced from 2 exons. Lineage: Eukaryota; Metazoa; Arthropoda; Insecta; Lepidoptera; Papilionidae. Gene Ontology annotation, biological process: sensory perception of smell. Bases 71 to 505 code for a protein of 144 amino acids.
AUUGGUCAGUAUUCAGUAACAAGCAUUGUGCUAGAACACAACAAAGUAAAAUAAUUAUUUGAAAAUCAAAAUGGUACUCAAAACUACUUUACUAUUUCUGUGCGCUGUUUUGGUUGGAAUUACCGCUGCUAAAAAGGCAACAAUCGGUGUUCCAUCUGAUAUUGUGGGCCUGAUAACGGAAAAGUCCGUAGAAUGUAUCGCCGAAACUGGAGCAGAUGUUAACAUUCUACAGCGUAUCUUCAAUUGGCAGUUCGACAAUAAUAAGACGAGCAAAAAGUUCUCUUUCUGUCUCUUCAAGAAAGCCGGCUUCAGUGACGACACAGGACAUUUCCAUAAGGAUAAGAUCUUGGCUUUGUAUGAAAAGAGUGACAAGAAAGAGGAGAUUAAAGCAGCUGUUAUGGCAUGUGACAAAAUAUCUGAGAAAAAUCCAUUGGAGACAAUGUAUAAAGUUAUUCUCUGCUUCUUCGACAAAACACCAGUACUGCUCGAAGUGAAAUUGGAUUAAAACUGUACCAACUGUUUAGUAACACUGUUAUUGGUUGUUUGUUUGUAUACACAGUAGUUUCUAGAUCAAUGUUGUAAAGGUUUUGUUAAUAAAUGGCUAUUUAUU